AUGCGAUUAGCGGCUUAUGCUGGGGUCUCGGUGACCCUAGCCGCCGGGGUGAUUUUGAAGGCCUUGCAUCAGCGAUCCAAUUUCUAUGCAGCUGCCGUCUAUCUCUCCCAGAGUAGCGCCAAUCUUAUGAUAUUAACGAACUUGUUUCUUGUCGCUACUGGAUAUUUCCUCUACGGUGCUCAACGCCUCCUGUACGGACAAUUACGCCCCAUCGAGACCGAGCAACUAUACGAGAAGGCCUGGUUCGCCGUGACAGAAACAUGCCUUGCUAUGACUAUAUUCCGCGGGGAGUUAGGUGUCUGGUUCUUGGUUAUGUUUGUCUGUUUACUUGUAGGAAAAGUAUGGGGUUGGAUCGGUGAAGGCAGAGUCGAAAUCCUCGAACAGCAACCGCCCGCAAAUCCCCGCCUAUUCCACGGUCGUCUUGCCACGUCGCUCGUAUUGUCUGUCACUUUUGAUGCUCUCAUGUUGGACUAUGCGGUGAGAACCGUUUUGGAAUCUGCCCGCGCGGAUAUGAUGGUUAUGUUUGGUUUCGAGUUCGCCAUCCUCACUAUCUUGUCCACAUCGACUCUAGCGCGGUACUGUAUCUCACUGGUUGAGAUGUACAUCAAGUACCGCCAGAAAAUGGUCAAAAUGGCUGAGCGCAGAGCCGAAAUUCGUUCUGAUAGGGAGCGAGCAAUACGUGAACACCGCGAAUCCGGCGCCGAGGGGCUUCCAGAGAACCUACCCGAUGAAGCCGAUGUGGACGAGAUGGAACUCGAUAUCCCCGGUUGGGAAGAAAAGGGCCGUUGGGUAUUCUAUUUGGACCUCAUCACCGACUUUUGCAAACUGGUCGUUUACUUGACCUUCUUCGCCAUUCUAUUCGCCUUCUACGGCUUGCCCAUACAUAUCUUGAGAGAUGUUGUUGUCACAAUCCGUUCAUUUGGCCGACGUCUUGUCGAUUUCAUGAAGUACCGUACCGCGACAAGGGAUAUGAACGAAAGAUAUCCCGACGCAACGGCAGAAGAAAUAGCUAGGGAAGAUACCUGCAUCAUUUGCCGAGAGGAGAUGGUGCCGUGGCAACAACCAGCAGGCGAAGGCAAUAGACGAACCGUUCCAGCGAGACUUCGACCAAAGAAGCUUCCUUGCGGUCAUAUUCUUCAUUUCGCUUGUCUCAGAAGCUGGCUGGAGCGACAACAGAAUUGUCCAAUGUGCCGACGACCGGUAGUUGUACCACGAAAUCAGCACUAUCCUGCAAAUAAUGCAAACAAUGGUGGUGGUGCGAAUAACGCUCCAGGAGCGCAGCCAGAUCCUAACCAACCUCCUGCGCCAAAUAAUGUAGCUGGAGAUGGCCAGCCCCAGGCUCGGAUAUAUCAAUUUGGACCAUUUCGCAUUGGUUUCGGUGCUGGUCGGGGAGAUGUUUUCCGGAAUUUGCAUCAACAGAUUCAUGGAAACAAUGCACCGCCUGUAAACAUUCCUCCAGGAGCUCAGCAAAUUGGGUUUGGAUUUGGAUUCGGUCGACCACAGAUUCCUCAACUUCCUCAACCACUUCCUCAAGGCUUGAAUGUUCUACAACCUCCAGCCGUGCCAACCAACCUGGCCAGCAUCCAGCAACAGCUGACAAAUCUUGAACAACAAAUUGCCCAGGAAUAUCAAAGUCUACGAGCUACAGCAGAGCAGCUACAUGUUCUCCGUGCUUUGCAAACUGAGCUACAAAGACUACGAACCACGCAACAAAACCCAUUACCUUCGCAGCCUCUCACAGAGCCACAGCCAACAUCCGCCGCUUUUCCUCCGACGGCAACCACAACAUCGACAGCACCACCCGCCAUUGUCCACCAAUUAACUGGUCAGUCGGCAACUCCAAUUCCUGCCGGUGAUAGUCGACUUCCGCAGGGGCUCACACUUCCACAAGGAUGGACGUUGACGCCUCUUCGUCGAGUGGAACCUUCGGCUACAACAGUGGCAGCAGGAGUACCUACUCCAGCAUCCAUUUCACCUGCAGUUCUUGACCCUCAACUAUCUGAGCGUCUUCCUCCACGCUCGCCUGACGACGAUCAACAAUUAGAAAACUCUGCAGCCGAAGAAGUUUCAUCCCAACCCGUCAGCAGUGAACCCAAUCAAACGCACGAUGCGGAACAGCCCAGAAGCGAAUACGGUAGAAUUAGCCCUUCUUUCCAAUGGGGAGGCGAGAGCAACCUAGAACCACAAGCUUCAAAACAAGACGACCUCGUUCCAGAAGGCUCCAGUCAAGAAGCAGAUGAUGCUUCAUCGUCAACGGACAAAGGCAAAGCCCGAACCGCGACAGUAGAAGACCUCAAUGACGACGACAUGGAUUGA
Molecule: messenger RNA, 2316 nt
Organism: Talaromyces amestolkiae
Lineage: Eukaryota; Fungi; Ascomycota; Eurotiomycetes; Eurotiales; Trichocomaceae
Exons: 3
Coding region: 1-2316 (771 amino acids)
Cellular component (GO): cytoplasm
Molecular function (GO): zinc ion binding
Source: RefSeq, a predicted model, not a curated record